GGGUGAAUCAAAAAGUUCUUAGAAGUGCAUGUAUAUGAAACCUUUUUGGAUCAAGUUCGAUAUUCAAAUUAAAGAGUGUCUAUCACACUAUAUUUAUGCACACUGUCACUUGUUUUUGUCAGUUCGUUCGCAUAUAAUAUUUUUUUUUGUGCAACGAGUUGCUAAUAAGUCAAAAUUAUGGAUAAGAGUGAGUUACGUGCGGUGAUAAAAUAUCUCAGUUUGAAAAAAAUGUCUACGAAGGAAAUUUUUUUGGAUAUUCAGCAGACAUUAGGGGGUGAUGCUGUACCCUAUUCUACGGUUGCGUACUGGGUGGCUGAAUGUAAAAGAGGUAGAUCAAGCUGUAAAGAUGACCCGCGUUCUGGGCGGCCUUCAACCUCCGUUACAGAAGAAAAUGUCAAAAAGGUUGAGAAUCUGGUUUUGGAAGACAGAAGAAUGACUAUAAAACAUAUAGCUGAGACCCUAAAGAUAUCUUUUGGUAGCAUUCAAUCCAUUUUAAUUGAUUCACUGGGGUUCAAAAAAGUGUCUGCAAGAUGGGUGCCACGAAUGUUAACCGAAGAAAACAAAAAGCGACGUUUGGAAAUUUCCAAGCGUAAUCUCGGAAUGUUCCAGCGUGAUUCGGAUAAUUUUUACCGUCGUCUUGUCACCAUGGAUGAAACGUGGGUCCACCAUUUUGAUCCUGAAACUAAAAGACAAAGCAUGUCUUGGAAACGGCCAUCCUCUCCAUCCGUCAAGAAAUUUCGAGAUUAAAGAAAAACGUCGUGGAAAACUGUCGUUGGGCGUGUUGUUCCUUCAAGAUAACGCUCCUGCUCAUCGAUCGGAAGUUGCGCUCAACGCAAUCCGCUGUGCUGGCUUCAAUCUCCUUGACCACCCACCAUAUUCUCCGGACUUAGCUCCAAGUGAUUUUCACUUAUUUCCAAAAUUAAAAGAGGAAAUUCGUGAAACAAAAUUUCACGAUAAUGACGCGGUUAUAGCUGCCGUAGAGGACUUUUUCGAGAGCCAAGAAAAUAAUUUUUUUUCACAAGGAAUAAGGAAGUUAGAAACGCGUUAUUCUAAAUGCAUUGCAUUGGAGGGAGAUUAUGUAGAAAAAUAAAAUAUUAUUAUUUAAAUUUUUGCAUUUUUUAAU
Molecule: messenger RNA, 1123 nt
Organism: Papilio polytes (common Mormon)
Lineage: Eukaryota; Metazoa; Arthropoda; Insecta; Lepidoptera; Papilionidae
Exons: 2
Coding region: 178-747 (189 amino acids)
Molecular function (GO): nucleic acid binding
Source: RefSeq, a predicted model, not a curated record